Molecule: messenger RNA, 1558 nt
Organism: Diprion similis
Lineage: Eukaryota; Metazoa; Arthropoda; Insecta; Hymenoptera; Diprionidae
Product: methyltransferase-like 26
Exons: 3
Coding region: 241-933 (230 amino acids)
Source: RefSeq, a predicted model, not a curated record
GGAAAGUGAAAAUUUUCUGUGAUUUUCCGAAGAUAAAGCACAUGGUGUAAUAAUAGUGUGAAAGUAUAAACAAGUCUAUUCGACGUUGACCAUGAUCUGAGUCGCGGAAAAACCUUGGCAAUCUUGGAGGGUCUGUGAUCUCGGCAUACGUAGUUCCACAGAGCACACGCGCAUGACUUCGGCGCCAAAUUUCGCACGUUACAUGCAUAUGUCACGAUUCUUAUAUUAAAACACUGCUGAAUGCAACUUAUCAGGCAAAUUCGAAAUAUGAAUAUUAUCCAAUCUGCUGCUACGCAUAGAUCUAGCUCGGUAGCUGCUAGGAAACUGUUCUACCCAUCAGCUGAUCGUAACAAGGAACCGAUUCUCUCUGUCUUGCGAGAGUACAUCCGCUCCGGCUCCAAUCAAAAUUUCCUGGAGAUCAGUUCUGGUAGUGGGCAACACAUCGCUCACUUUGCUCCAUACUUUCCUCAAGUCACAUUUUACCCUUCUGAGGUUGACACUGACCUUUUGGGUAGCAUAGCUGCCCAUACUAAAGAGUUUUCUAAUGUUCAGGUUCCAGUCCUAGUCGAUGUAACUACAAAUUGUGACUGCUGGGGGGAUAAAACUUUUCUAGAAAACAGCUUGGAUUACAUUUAUAAUUGUAACAUGAUUCACAUUUCUCCACUCGCGUGUAGCAUCGGUCUUUUCAAGAAUGCUGGUAAACUUUUGAAGCAGAAUGGAAUUUUAUUCACUUAUGGACCAUAUAAAAUUGAUGGGAUUAUAUCACCAGAAAGUAAUGUAAGAUUCGAUGAAUCGUUGAAAGCACGAAAUCCGGAGUGGGGCUUGAAGGAUAUUAGAGAUUUGGAGAAGUUAGCGAAUGAAAAUGGGCUUCAUUUGAUUGAAAUUUUCGACAUGCCAGCCAACAAUAAAACGAUUAUUUGGAAAAGGGAAUGAUGUGAUUUAUAUAUAAUGCAGCAAUUACUAUGCUCAAUUAGCCAAAAGAGAGAUGAUUGAAAAGCUUUCGUAAGUGAGCGUUGACGUAUCAGAAUAACAGUGACUAGUCAUACAAUCUUAUCAAUUUAAUUUUGUGGACUACAGUGAUAGCUUCCGUUUUUAAUACUGACUUACAACUUUAAUACAAUUUUCUCUAUUGAAAUCAUCCAACUAUUAGAAAUUGUAAUUAAUGUGGAUACCUCAAUUUCAUUCUAUUUUAUGAAUUGCACAGUAGAUUAUAUUAUAAUGUCAAUGUUAUUAUGAAUUAUGGCUCGACUAGUUUUUAUUGACAGAUUAUUAGUAUCAUUAAUUUGCAAAUUAUAAUAAAAAUAGUUUAUUUGUAAUUCCCGGGAAGAUGACUCUGAUUGAUUUACACAAGGUGGUGACUUACCGGGAAAACCUGUAAUAGUCAGGAAAUCAGGUUGUUCCACUGGGAAAAAUGUAUUUUUUCUUUUGGUAUUUCUCUAAAUGAUUUAAAAACUCGUCUUGCAGCUCGUAAAUUCGGCAUAACCCACUUUUGGAACUAAUAUUGUUGAAUUUACAUGCUCUCUUCCUAUUCUCAUGUACAGUUUAAUAUGCAAUUGCU